AUGGGCAACUCACCGCUGUCGCGGGAGUUCUCGGGUCGUCGCUUAUCGACUGAGGAGCGCGAGGCCAUGAAGCGUUUCGGUGACGAAGAGAUUAGGCUACUACGUGAGACUUUCAAGGGCUUAGCAAACGGCAAAGACGGCAUAAGCGUCGACAAGGAGACCUUUCUUAAGUGUUUUCCUAUGCGUGGAUUGCUGGGCGAACGGUUGUUCGAGGUGAUUGAUAAGGAUGGCUCUGGCUCCAUCCACUACAACGAGUUUGUCUAUGGGCUGGCGAUUCUCUUCAGAGGCUCAAGAAAGGAGAAGCUCAAAUUCAUUUUCGACCUCUACGACCUCAGCGAGGCGGGCUCCAUUUCACGCCACGAACUCAGGACAAUGCUGCACCAAUUCCCCGAAUCGGCGCUAGAGCUAAUCAAGCCGAAGACCGAGCAUGAAGAAACCAAUAACCCAGACGUGUCUACCCCCGUCAAAAUGAUGGAAGAGGUGGAGGCUCUAGCGGACUUGGCAUUCCCGUCUUCCUCUGUUCCAGGCACACGCUUGAGCUUUGAACAGUUCUGCCAGUGGUGUGAAAACACUCCUGGAGUUACCAACUUUUUAAUGAGCGUCCUACCAGUUGAGGACCAUGCAACGAAGGAUGGUAGCUUAAGUCCUCUCCUUGUCUUGGAGAGCACGGAGACCUUCGCAAGAAACACAACUCCUUUGCCAAUCUACACAUCAACGGAUCCAUUGAGCCGUAAAGAACUGGAAAAGACUCGAAACUUGCUGCAAGACGCCAAGCAUUGCUGCAAUAUCGAGAGUGUGGCUUCCAAAAUCCAAGCCGCGCUAGCUGAAGUGGAUCGCCUUCUCUCGUUACCUGCAGGAGCUACAGGAGCUCUAAAAUCUGAAUCAAGAGGUGGUUCCUUCACCAGUUCCGGUGAAAGUCCCACACCAUCCCAAGCAUUGGAUGAAAUUCCAGAAGUGGUUUUGGUCGAGGACUCCUCCAGCGUCUCCGGAUACUUGUGGAAGCGCGGCUCGCGUCUGCGGAAAAUGACCAAGCGCCAUUAUGUUUUACAGGGCAGUUUUCUCUACUACUACGCGUCUCCGGAUGACACGGCACCUCGCGGAGUGACGUUUCUAAGCGAUUGCUAUGUGGAGGUACAACCGAUUCAGAACGAGAUUGUGGAGAAAGGUGUGCACUACUACGGAAUUGACAUUGUACCGGAAGCUGGCAGUUCGCGAGAGAAGCGUACUGUGUUUACUCGCUCUCUUGACGCUCAGAAACGUUGGGCAGCGGCACUCCGAAACGCUACCGACAAAACUUCAAUUGAAGAAGUAUACAACGUCGGAGCGCAACUUGGUCGAGGACGGUUUUCCAAGGUUUGUGAGGCUACACACAAACGUACGGGCGUCAAGUCGGCGGUGAAAAUCAUCGACAAGAGCAAAUUGCAGCCCACAGAGAAGGAACUCUUACGCACGGAGAUUGCCAUCUUGAAGCUUGUUCAUCACCCAAACAUCAUCCGGCUAUACGAUGUAUACGAGGAUCGCCAAUAUAUCUUCAUCGUCACCGAGCUUGUGUCCGGUGGCGAACUCUUCAACCGGAUCGUGGGUCGUGCACGAUAUACCGAAGCCGAGGCGCGUCUUGUCAUGCGUCCGCUACUUGAAAGCGUCAAUUAUUUGCAUAGGUUGGGAAUUGUGCACCGAGAUCUCAAACCGGAGAAUAUUCUCUGCGGAGAGGCAUUGACGGACCUCAAAAUUGCGGAUUUCGGAUUGUCAAAACUCGUCCAUCCCGAGGAAUUGAUGAAAAUGCCUUGCGGAACGCUCAACUAUGUGGCUCCCGAGGUGCUUGCACUGGUGGGUUAUGGCCGUGAAGCCGACAUCUGGUCUCUUGGGGUCAUCAUGUAUCUGCUACUUCGUGGCGAACUCCCUUUCUACGGCAAGGCAAAGAGUGAGGUCAUCCAGAAGACGUUGCAUGCUGAAGUCAACCUGGAGACGGAUUCGGCUUGGAGAAGCGUGUCCUCAGCAGGGAAGGCCUUGCUUCGAGGCUUACUCACGAAAGACCCAGCAUGUCGACUAACUGCACAGGAUGCUUUACUACACGAGUGGUUCUCUGUCAAGUCUGGUCAGCCCCAGGCAACAACUUCACCCCCAAAGAACAGACAAUAA
Molecule: messenger RNA, 2139 nt
Organism: Phytophthora infestans T30-4
Lineage: Eukaryota; Oomycota; Peronosporomycetes; Peronosporales; Peronosporaceae
Product: protein kinase, putative
Exons: 7
Coding region: 1-2139 (712 amino acids)
Biological process (GO): protein phosphorylation
Molecular function (GO): calcium ion binding; protein kinase activity; ATP binding
Source: RefSeq, a predicted model, not a curated record